AUGGCUUCUAUCAUGGCCGUGCCAUCGCUUUCUAGCGACUCUCCUUCCUCAUCAUCUACAUCGUCAGUGGAUACGAGAAUCGCGUCCGAACUUGGCCUUGCAGCCCAGAACAUGCUCGAGGAUGACGGCACCGGUCUCCUCAUCGUCCCCUCCUCCUCCACCCACCACCUUCACCACCAACAACGCCAACUCGCCCAACUCCAACUCCAUCACCAAAACGAUUACCCCUGCCUCUUCCACCUCCUCAACUGCCACAAAACCUUCACCAACGCAGAGCACUGGAAGACGCACGUCCUCAGCCACUUUCGCACCCACGCCCCGCCCAAAACCGCCCGCUGCCCCCUCUGCCCCAAGCCGUUUACCACUUCUUCUAACUCAUCCGCCCGCACAGCCUGGGACGCAAUGCUCGACCACCUCGACGUGGCGCAUUACCAACACGGCCAAACGUUGGCGGGAAGCCGGCCCGAUUUCGAACUCAUGCGCUACCUGUUCCAGAUGCGCAUCAUCAGCGAGGACCAGUUCAAGGUGCUGCAGUUGUCGCCGGCCAGGGGCAGUCCGGGGUAUCAUCGGUCGCAGGACACGGUGAGGGCGAGGGUGGGUUCGUCGGAUGAACCGUUUUGUGCGCCGUAUAGUCGGCGCAGGGAGGAGAGGAGGAGGGGACAGAGGAGGGGGAUUGGGGUUUUGUAG
Molecule: messenger RNA, 687 nt
Organism: Aspergillus wentii DTO 134E9
Lineage: Eukaryota; Fungi; Ascomycota; Eurotiomycetes; Eurotiales; Aspergillaceae
Exons: 1
Coding region: 1-687 (228 amino acids)
Source: RefSeq, a predicted model, not a curated record